Corticium candelabrum is the source of this 770-nucleotide messenger RNA. RefSeq names its product EF-hand calcium-binding domain-containing protein 9-like. Gene Ontology annotation, molecular function: calcium ion sensor activity; calcium ion binding. Gene Ontology annotation, cellular component: cytoplasm. The transcript is spliced from 4 exons. Lineage: Eukaryota; Metazoa; Porifera; Homoscleromorpha; Homosclerophorida; Plakinidae. The record is from RefSeq and is a predicted model, not a curated record. The coding region runs from base 1 to 603 and encodes 200 amino acids.
AUGAAAAUCACGUCAAGAUUUCUGGGCCUUUUUCAUUUGAAUGAAAAGUACUAUGUAUUGUCAGCACGAGAUGUUGCAAUACUGCUAGAAUUCUUCAAGGCAAUUGAUGUACGAAAUGAAAUGGCCAUUGAUGACGUCCAAUUUCUGGCCUUCAUGAAGUCUGUGACUGACCUCAGUGAACGACAUAUUUACAAAGUGUUUGAUACACUAGAUGUUGACUGUUCCGGUCUGAUGGACUUUGAUGAAUUCUAUCUCCUUGUUUGCAUCCUGAUAGCAGUAAAGGACAAGAUGGAGAAGGAGUUCAUUUAUAAGCAUUCACGAACUGUGUUUGAUCUGCUGGAUGAAGAUGGCAGUAACAAUGUGUCUAUAGAAGAGUUCAAAACAAUUGGUUUCCUAUUCAAUUUCAACAAGACGAUUGUCAAAGAUCUAUUCAAAGAGUUUGAUGUUUCUGGUGACCAGCACUUAGACUACCAAGAGUUCAGAAUGUUUGCCAUGGCCUGCAUUGACAAGCAAACAGAACAAGAGAGUAGGAACAGACAGAAAGAAGAACGAAAACGAGCACGAGUCAAAACAAUGCAGAACAGCUUCUGUAGUCUAUUCUAGGUAACGAUACAGUGCAUAUAUGAAGGAAGAUACAGCAAACAACAUGCAAUCUAGAAGUGCAACGCAGUUAAAAAACAAUUCUAUAUGCGUCAAUAAUCUCUAACAGUUCACGCUUCAAGUAUGAGCCGUUCGCGCAGAAAAUCAAAGAGCACCAGCCUUCUGCAGUU